AUGACUACCACCAUGCUAUUACUUCUAAUAUUUAUAGUCAUUAUAAGUGUUUUAUUUUUUAUCAGAUUUCAAAAUUAUUGGACUCGAAAAGGAUUAAUCCCCCAUGUUCAACCUGUACCAUUUUUUGGCAAUACUUUACCAGUUUUAUUUCGAAGAACUCACACUAUCUCUGAAUAUAUUUGCGAAACAUAUAACCUCUUCCCAACAGCGAGAUACGUCGGUGGGAUGCAAUUUCACACGCCAAUAAUUAUCCUAAGAGAUCCGGAUUUAAUAAGAGAUAUGUGCAUUAAAUACUUCGAUUACCUGCCAGAUCACAUGGGUUUAUUUCCCGAAAAUACAGAUCCUUUGUUUGGAAAAAAUUUAUUUGUUCUACGUGGUGAUAAAUGGAGAGAAAUGAGAAAUGCCCUAAGCCCAUCAUUCACCGGAAGUAAAAUGAAAUUUAUAUUCAAAUUAAUAUACGAAUGUUCGACAAAUUUUGUCCAAUACUUCUUGGAUAAUCCGGAAGUGACGAAUUCUGUAAAUGUUAAAGAUUGCUUCUCUCGUUAUACAAUUGACGUAAUUGCUACAUCUGCUUUUGGAAUUACGGUCAAUUCGGUAAAAGACAGAGAUAAUGAAUUUCAUCGACACGGUGUGGAGGCUGCGGAUUUUAGUGGUAUUGGUCGCGGUUUGAAAAUUAUGCUCGCACGUUAUUGUACAACAUUUAUGAAAUUUAUAGGUGAACCAAUAUUGUCUCGAUCGACGACACGAUUUUUCAAGACAAUCAUACAACAGACGGUGAAAAAGAGAAAAGAAUUGAACAUCAAUCGACCGGAUAUGAUAAACUUUAUAAUAGAAGCUUGUCAAAAUGAGGAUGGUAAAGAAUUAUCAAAUGAUGAUAUUGUUGGUCAUGCAUUUAUGUUUUUGCUUGCUGGUUUUGCCACAUCUGCUACUGUUAUGGGAUUUCUUGCUCAUGAACUAGCUGUAAAUCCAAAAAUACAGGAAAAGCAACGCAACGAGGUGGAUCAGUUUACAAAAGAAAAUGAUGAAAUCACAUACGACACUCUUUCCAAAAUGAAAUAUUUGGACAUGGUAAUUUCGGAAACACUGAGAAAGUACCCACCAAACGCAAUGAUGGAUAGGUUAUGUGCUAAGAAAUUUACCUUACCAAAAUCCACUCCAGACAGUGAAGAAUACACCAUUGAACCAAAUUCCUUGAUAUGGUUACCAAUCUACGCAUUGCAUCAUGAUCCAAAGUAUUUUCCAGAUCCAGAAAAAUUUUCUCCGGAAAGAUUUAGUGAUGAGAAUAAAGAUAAUAUUAAUCCUUACACUUACAUUCCGUUUGGAGUUGGUCCACAGAAGUGCAUUGGCAACAGGUUCGCAUUAAUGGAAAUAAAAAUUCUUUUUGUUCAUUUGUUAAAGAAUUUUAUUCUCGAAAGGGAGGAAAGAACGAGGCAUCCAAUAAAAUUUGAAAAAGGUUUUCUUGUUAUAGCCAAAGGUGAAUUAUGGAUAAAGUUUACUCGACGAGAGGAUUGAACGAU
Messenger RNA from Leptopilina heterotoma, 1517 nucleotides. RefSeq names its product cytochrome P450 9e2-like. Gene Ontology annotation, molecular function: iron ion binding; monooxygenase activity; oxidoreductase activity, acting on paired donors, with incorporation or reduction of molecular oxygen. Bases 1 to 1512 code for a protein of 503 amino acids. The record is from RefSeq and is a predicted model, not a curated record. Lineage: Eukaryota; Metazoa; Arthropoda; Insecta; Hymenoptera; Figitidae. The transcript has a single exon.